Molecule: messenger RNA, 1644 nt
Organism: Paramacrobiotus metropolitanus
Lineage: Eukaryota; Metazoa; Tardigrada; Eutardigrada; Parachela; Macrobiotidae
Product: medium-chain specific acyl-CoA dehydrogenase, mitochondrial-like
Exons: 14
Coding region: 149-1438 (429 amino acids)
Biological process (GO): fatty acid beta-oxidation; medium-chain fatty acid catabolic process
Cellular component (GO): mitochondrion
Molecular function (GO): flavin adenine dinucleotide binding; medium-chain fatty acyl-CoA dehydrogenase activity
Source: RefSeq, a predicted model, not a curated record
GAACUUGUAACCUUGUUGAUUCUGAUUGCCACUUGACAUUCAUCCCUAGCUGCAAAAGCGAAGACACUACUAAGCUGCCAAAAGCAGUUCCGAAGUUUGUCUGGUUCCUUCUUCUUUUCAACGGUGCUCCGGAAAACAGCUAUUCGGGAUGUAUUGUCGUCAGGGCCUCUCCUCCUUUGCGCGCCUGUAUUCGCAAAGCAGCCGAGCCUUUGCUGCUGUUCCCCAGCCACGGACACAUGCCAGACCCCAAACGGUCGCUGGUAUCAGUUUCGAGUUGACGGAUGAGCAGAAAUCCUACCAGGAAGUUGUACGGAAAUUUGCGCGCGAAGAAAUCGCUCCCAGAGCUGCAGAAUGCGAUAAAACUGGUGAAUAUCCUUGGGAUAUUAUCACGAAAGCGUUUGGUCUGGGCUUGAUGAAUUUGCAUGUUCCCCAGGAAUACGGAGGCGCUGGAUUGGGAAGUAUGGAUGCGUGCGUUAUAAUCGAAGAGCUGGCAUGGGGCUGCACCGGCAUGACAUCGGCCAUUGCCAACAAUGGCCUUGGGCAAGCACCAAUAAUUCUGGCUGGUACGCACGAGCAAAAGAAGAAGUACCUCAGCAGCAUGACAAGGAGUACCGGAGACAAACCGGUGAUAUGCGCAUACGCUGUGACGGAACCACAAGCCGGCUCUGAUGUGGCUGGUUUGAAAACAAAGGCCACUAAAAACAAGGAUGGUUCUUACGUUUUAAAUGGACAAAAAAUGUGGAUCACUAACUCCGGAAAAGCCGAUUGGUUCUUUGUUUUGGCACGGACAUCGGACGAUUCUAAAACACCCACGAAUAAGGCAUUUACUGGUUUCAUUGUGGAAGCAAACAGUCCGGGAGUUACGGUGGGACGGAAGGUGCGUUCACGCAGUCAACGUGCCUCGGACACGCGCGGCAUCACAUUCGAGGAUGUUGUGAUACCGAAAGAGAAUGUUGUCGGUGGCGAAGGCGGCGGAUUUAAAAUUGCCAUGGGAGCUUUCGAUCAGACGCGGCCGGUAGUGGGAGCGUGCUCGGUGGGCUUGGCGCAGCGCGCCAUGGAUGAGGCUGUCAAAUACAGUAUGGAACGCAAGACUUUUGGCAAAUUUCUUUUCGAACAUCAAAGCGUGGGCAAUAUGUUGGCGGAUAUGGCUAUCGGAGUGCAGAAUGCCCGUUUAGCAACAUACAGAGCGGCAUGGGAAGUGGACGAGGGCCGGAGUAAUACCUUUUAUGCCAGUAUGGCAAAAUGCUACGCUGGCGAUGUCGCCAACGAAGUUGCCGCGAACGCUGUUCAGAUUUUUGGUGGUAAUGGAUUUAACAGCGAAUAUCCAGUGGAGAAAUUGAUGCGGGACGCUAAAAUAUUUCAGAUUUACGAAGGGACCAGCCAGAUACAAAGAUUAAUUAUUUCGAGAGAAUUGAUUAAGCGUACUUUACAGGGAUAAUACAACAGUUUAUGGUCGUAUGAACAGAUUUUAUUUUUUUGAUUGGCAUGCAGAGUUGUUAUUUCCUUUUGUUGACGUUAUUACCAGUCCGGAUUUCGGUUUCAUUUGGUAAAAUUUGAAAGUUUUUUCGAAAAUUAAUAUUGUUACAUUCCGGUUCUUUCAAUUUAAUUUUUUUUGUUAAGAAAAAAAACUGUUUUAUCCCAAGA